This is a messenger RNA of Paramormyrops kingsleyae, 4799 nucleotides long. It is a transcript of the gene adprhl1, whose product is annotated as ADP-ribosylhydrolase like 1. NCBI's taxonomy places the organism in Eukaryota, Metazoa, Chordata, Actinopteri, Osteoglossiformes, Mormyridae. Gene Ontology annotation, biological process: protein de-ADP-ribosylation. Gene Ontology annotation, molecular function: magnesium ion binding; ADP-ribosylarginine-[protein] hydrolase activity. The record is from RefSeq and is a predicted model, not a curated record.
AAAAGGAACAAGCAGUGAGACUACAUAGAGAGUGGGCGGGACCCCAAAUCCCAGGAGGACGAGAACCCACAUCCACGCGUAGGAGCCUGGGAGCCAGGCUGAAGGUGCGAAUACGUCGGCUGAUAAAUCGGGGGUAUUUUGGAGCAUCUAACCGGGGCGUGAGCUGGUUUAGGGGAAGCGCCAGGCCAGCUUUGGGGUGUCAGAAGAACGAGAUGGAGAAGUUUCAAGCUGCCAUGGUGCUGGGGGGUGUGGGCGACGCACUGGGUUACCGCAAGGGCUGCUGGGAAGGCUCCAGCUCCGGUGUGGAGAUCCAGAAGGAGUUGGCGUCGCUCGGGGGUCUGGGGGCCCUAAGGCUGGACGGCGAAAAGUGGCCCCUGAGCGACAGGACGUUGAUGCACAUGAAAACCGCAGAAGCCCUCGUUACAGACUUCUGGUGUCUCGAUGACCUGUAUCGGGAACUGGUACGCCUGUACGUGGAGGCCAUGGUGUCCCUGCAGGGACGGGCCCCGGACCCCAGUACCAUAGAGGGCUGCUCCCAACUCAAGCCAAACAACUUCCUGCUUGCUUGGCACACACCUUUUAAUGAAAAAGGGUCAGGCUGCGGGGCGGCGGCCAAGGCCAUGUGCGUGGGCAUGAGGUACUGGCAACCGGAGCGGCUGGACAACCUGGUGGAGGUCGCCGUGGAGACAGGGCGCAUGACGCACAACCAUCCCACUGGCUUCCUCGGCUCGUUGUGCACGGCGGUAUUCGCUUCCUACGCCGUACAGGGCAAGCCGCUGGCCCGCUGGGGCCGUGACUUCAUGAAAGCUGUCCCCAAGGCAGAGGAGUACUGCAGGAAGACGAUUCGACACAUGGCCGAGUAUCAGGAGAAGUGGUUCUACUUUGAGGCAAAGUGGCAGUUUUACCUGGAGGAGCGAGGCAUCAAGGAAGAGAACCAGGACAAGCCACAGUUUGCUGACCGCUACGACCCCGAGGAGACGGACAAGGUGUACAAGCGCUGGAGCUCAGAGGGAAGGGCAGGACACCGGGGCCAUGAUGCCCCCAUGAUUGCCUACGAUGCCCUUUUGGCCUCCGGGUCCGACUGGACCGAGCUCUGUAGGAGGGCAAUGUUCCAUGGAGGGGAGGGCGGAGCUACUGGUUCCAUCGCAGGAUGCCUGUACGGACUGCUCUAUGGGCUGAACCAGGUUCCCGUCGGACUGCACCAGAACCUGGAGAAACGGGAGCAGCUAGAAGAGCUGGGGGAAAAGCUGUACAAGGCCGCCGCAGCAGAGAAACAAGUCAUGCAGGCCACCCACACUGACACCAACUUCAGCUUCACAUUGGAAGUACGCGCACUGAAGCGAGUGGUUCAUACCUGGAUGUCUCACCCAAGUAUCAAAGACAUUCUGGUAAAUCUACUAGACUAUCUGGCUCAGUACCCAAACAGGCCCCAGAGGCAAGUGGGAGGGGUGUUUGCAUGGCAUGGCAGUCGACCAGCAGGGGGCAACAGCAGCAGGCAUCUUACAGCUUUCCAGCUUCUACGGGCCAAGUUUCUGAGAGAAAAUCCCCAACCCCAGGUGUCCCAGACCCGAGAGGUGGGGGUACUUGUAUUCCAGGGAUUCCGUGGUCACAAAAUGAAGGAGAGGGUCCCAGGCAGAGGCUAUAGGCUCAGUGGUGCCCCCCAGAGGAUGAUAUGCACUGAGAGACUGGAGGCAGGUUCAGCUCAAAGGGGUGGUAUUGUUCUAAAGAUGGUGGCAAAGUUUUCGACUGUAGAACAGAAGGAGCAUCAAAGGGUGCCACGUAAAAAGAAUAUUUGCAGUAGGACGACCGUGUCGGAGAAAAAGCUGGAGCAGCAGGUAGAAGAUCAAGAUAUGGGGCAAGGAUCAGAUGGUCAGAGAUCAGGGGAGGAAGUAAGACUGGAUGCAAGGGAACCAUUUUGUUCUGAUUCAGUGCUUGAACCUCAGUGUGGACCACAGGACAAAGAGGAUCCUUUGAUACUUGCUACCUGGAUCCCCACGAGCUCGGGAUCUUCUGAGUGUGAGACUCAAGGGUCAUGCUCAUCUCCCACUUCGUCUACUACCCACAUGAAGUUGCCAGCUGGCCCCAGACUACAAGAACCUCCAUCUCGGACAAAUUCUCCCUGCUCCAUAACUACCACAGGAACUGUCCCCUGUCAUCCAAUACCCAUCUGCCAGAGCCCACCUGCCAAGCAGAACCUCCCCAAGUAUGCAUUUCCAAGAGCAUGUGGAUCUGCGGCUCUGGAUCAGGACAGUGCAAGUCGAGAUGUUCAGAUUGAUGACCCUGGAUGCUCAACUCUUCCAGACAAUAUCAAGACCACAUCCUUUUACAAGGGAAAGUUUCUGCCUGCCUCUUCAGACCUCAUAUACACUAAAAAUGAGCCCAAAGCAGACCCAGAGCAAUCUACUACCCUGGAGUCCUCAUUUCCAUCUCUGAUCUCUGAACUUACUCUAAGCCUUAUUCCUCUGGUUUCCGAAUCCUUGGCUCCCAGCACCUCUUCCUCAAGACUGUCCCCUUCAGAGUCCUUUCCUUCACUUGACUGGCCAAUUCAAAGCUUGCAGGAAGUAUCACUUUCAGGGGGGAGCGGGACAGGAGCAGCUGACCUAGUAAGCAAUCAAGAGCCGCAUGGCACUGCGACCACUGCUGACAUUCAGUUGAUCGGCAGCUUUACGACUCAGUUGGAUGCGGGCGUCUCUCAAAUUGGCAGUGAGGCAUUGUGGGAUAGCAAGCCUCCAGAAAGGCACUCAGACUGUCAGGAGAAACUCACCCAGUACCAACAUUCGGAUGUGGACAAGUACAGGACCCGAAAUUACAGCGAUACCUUUGCAAAAACACCUUUCAAGCCAAAAAUCAUCCGUUCCUUCGAUACAUACAUGUUCUAAACCGGGGUGGCCAAUCUUAUCCGCAAAGGGCCGGUGUGUAUGCGGGUUUUCACUGCAACUCCCUAGAGGACUGAUUGACUGAAGAGUCCUGAAGAGUCCGGCCAUUUGCGGAUAAGAUUGGCCACCCCUGUUCUAAACCCUAUGCUAUCUUCUCAUGCACACAAGCACAUGACUGUAGUGUAAUGUAGAUUAAUAUCCUGCAUGUUAAUGCCCAUCAUUCAACUAAACUUACAUUAAAGGGAUGUGUCUCCCUGCACAUGUAAUAAUAAUAAUGAUAAUACAGUGUAUUUAUAUAGCGCCUUUUAAAAAUUCAGAAAUGCACUGGUAAGUUUGACAAAAUGCAAACUUCUGGGGCCAAAGCCAGGGGCUGAGUAACUCAACCUGUCCCCACUGUGGGCCAAGCGUCUUAUUUCUGCUGACACUUGGCAUCUGCUGGGUGAUUUUGGCGUGGAUGCCUCUCUUUAGACCUAAAUGGCAUUACUGUGGAUGUCAUUAUUUUCCCAAAAACCAGAAGCUGUCCGACUUCGAAGGUUGAACUUCUUCUUUUUUACCUGCUUCUGCUAUCUGAAAACAUCCACGGCGAAGUGGUGACCAACCUUUCUCAAAUGGGCAGAAUCUCCCCGACACAAAUUACACAAAAUGUAGCAAGACAGAAAGCCAGAAGUGGCUUAUUAUUGUCACUGAGUGCAACAACAUUUUGAUAACAGCUAUGAAAUGUAUCAUUUAAAAGGACAGAGUUAAUCAAAAUUAAGAUUUUGGAGGAAUCAACUGAUUCCAGAAGAUCUCCGCUUUGGUCACUGCUUUGUGGUGUGUAUGUACCUGCUUUCCUGAUAUUCCCCAGGCAGCCUUGGCUGCCCAUCACCCAAAACUUAAUACUUCAGUGUAAUACUAUAUGCUAUACUAUAGUGAUCGCAAACUGAAAGUCUUCCUAUUUCAUAAUAUCAAGCAUGAGGUAUAAUAAUUAACUUUCAUGCCGAUUCACCACAGCUUAAGGAACGUGGCUAAAUCAGCAAAAGCAGGGCACUGUCUUCACUCGAAAUGCCCCAGCUUGUUGACAUCGUGCAACAUGCCUGAUCUUGUGCUUCUGCAUGUUUUCCUGCAGCUAAAUUAGUAAGAGUAACACUAAAAUAGAGACGGACUUGGUUUCUGGUUUCAAACUGGCUGUGGGUUGUCCAGUGGAAAACAAUGAUGUAUGUUAUGCAUCAAUGCUGACUUCAGAAAUGAAAUGGCUUCUCAUUUUGAAUUGUGGCAAACAAGCAACAAUGGUAGACAGUAUUGCAAGGUUUGAGAAACGCCUUUGUCCCAGAGCCUGAAUUUUCACACUCUACCUUGACGCAAUAGAGCAAUGUUGUGACACUGUCAGGAAGGGUUAUUACUGACACAUCUUAAAAAAAAUAAAAGACAAACAAGCGACUAGAAAAAAGAGCAGAGACUUCAGCUUAGGCUUACAAGAGAACUGCUCCAUUUGGCUAUUCCGACAUAAUGUAUACUCUGGACGCAAUCACAAUGGAAGGCACGCCUUUAAUGAUGUCACUGAAAACAAAUACUUCUCCCACCUGUUCUCUUAAAAAUUUCCCAUCUAUUUCAGUUUCAUUCAUUGCUUCCUGUCGCUAGACGUAUCUGACCAGCACACGAUAUCUUGGCUUCCACAUGUAUACUAUUGGGUAUAUUUUGAAAAACUCCUUCUCUUGCAUGAAACUAUAAAAUGUUUCCGAUUGGCCAGCAUAUGUGGUACUUUACAGUGAAUUUGUUUUCUCACUGAACCAAUACACCUCUGUUCUAUGAAUUCCUCAUUUGCCCCUGUGCUCUCAUGUGAUCUGUUCUGUUUCCCGGUUAUUGUAACCCUAGCUGGCUAGGCCUCGAUAAUUACUGAAAGUGAAUGAACUCUUGAACAACAAUAAAGAACAAUGAACACAUAAA